Heteronotia binoei (common prickly gecko) is the source of this 7226-nucleotide messenger RNA. It is a transcript of the gene PARP14, whose product is annotated as poly(ADP-ribose) polymerase family member 14. Lineage: Eukaryota; Metazoa; Chordata; Lepidosauria; Squamata; Gekkonidae. Bases 187 to 5643 code for a protein of 1818 amino acids. The record is from RefSeq and is a predicted model, not a curated record. Gene Ontology annotation, molecular function: NAD+ poly-ADP-ribosyltransferase activity; transcription corepressor activity. The transcript has 17 exons. Gene Ontology annotation, biological process: negative regulation of gene expression. Gene Ontology annotation, cellular component: nucleus; cytoplasm.
GAGAAAUAGGAGGCGAACUUUUCUGGAGCAGGCGCUCGAGAACUUGCUCAGGCGCGGCAGCUUCUCUCUCUCUCUCUCUGGCCGCCGGGCAGCCCUCGGCCCAGCCGCUGCAGGGAAGCCCCGGGCGCCGCCCUCUCCGGGAAGCGAAAGCGAAAGCGGGGCCGGCUCCGGGCUCAGCCUCGCGCCAUGGCAGGGGCGGCGUGGCCCUUCGCCGUGCGGGUCGAGGGGGCCUGGGGGGCCGCGGAGCCGGCCAAGAGCGUGCGGAACAAGCUCCUCUGCUACUUCCAGAGCCGCAAGAGGUCCGGCGGCGGCGAGUGCCAGCUGCAGCUGCGCUCCGGCCACGUCUUGCUUUGCUUCGCGCAGGAAGAAGUGAGGCAGAGAGUUCUAUCCCAAAAGAUCCAUGAGCUUGACUUGACUGGAAAAGAAAAAUUGGUAUUGAUGGUUGCGCUGCAUGAAAGAGCUGAUGCCUCUGAAAUGGGUUUGUCCACAGAGAAGAAUGUUCCAGAACAGGUUUCUGAAAAAGAAGAUUGUCCGGAAGAGAUAGGUAUUCAGGAGGGCUCACAAAAAGGGGACCUCGCAGCAGGAAAUACUUCAACCGGAAUAAAUCCAUGUAAUGACAAGAAAAUGUACGAUGUCCUGCCAGCGUCCUCUCUUGUUGUUCUUGAAGAUGUCAAAGAAUUCAUCACACAUGACAUGCUGACGCUACUGGUGGAAAAUGUCAUUUGGCCUUCAGGUGGAAAUGACUUCCGAGUUGAAUUGAUAAGGGAGAAACAAGCUGCUGUGCUAACUUUUCAGCAAAAUAAUGAUGCUGCAAACUUUAUUCACAGAUGUGCCCAGAAUUCAAGGUUUAAAUCUUUCAAAAUUACUGCUAGGUCUCUUGAACUGACAAAUAUGAUUAAAGUUGAAAACAUGCCUCCUGGAACUUGCAAAGAUUUUGUAGUUCUUUACUUUGAAAGCCCAAAGAAUGGAGGAGGACAAGUGUCCAACACUGAAAUGUGUUGUGAGGAGGAUUCUGCCAUCAUUACUUUUUGUGACCAACAAGCUGUGCAGACAGUACUGGAAAAGCAACAUUAUUUUGAAAAUAACCCAGUUUCAGUUUAUCCAUACUAUAGUUCUUUGAACACAGUUUUGUAUGGAAAGGAGAGGCCACAAAUCAAAAUGCCAGAGCCUAUCAGUGUCCCCAUAGAUCCUUAUAUCUGGCAGUUCAUACAGACACAGUAUAAACUACUGGAGGAGAUAAAUAAAGAAAUGGCAAAUUGUUUCUGUGAGCUAACGUGGCCUCAAGUGACUUGCCAGCAUCCAGAGGUCACGAUACAUCUUUCAACUGCCUUAUCUAAGCAAUCAGGGUCUAUGUUCAAAUCAUUCAAGAGUUGGAAAGACAAGGCUUUCAUGGAAUUUACAUGCAUCAUGUCACAGUUCAAGACUGCUAAAUGUAAAAUAAUCCCAGUGGCAUGGGACACCAUAAAAAAUACAUUGAUAAAGGGUGAUGUUUUGGCCAUUCCAGAUGUUCACAAAGAAACUGUUACUUUGGUGGGUUUCGUAGUCAUUGUAGAUGGCAUGGAGAAGAUGAUACAAGAACACAUAGAAAAUGUUACCAAAGACGAGGAAAGAACAAAACAAACUAUAAAAGAAACCGUGGCAAUUGCUGCAGUCCACUAUGCUGUUUUGCAGCAUAUGUUACUAGAAGAGAACAUCUAUAAAAAGAACCCAGAUUUAAAAUUCUCUUAUGAUUCUUCCACAAAAAUUCUGCAGUUACAUGGAAUAAACACAGAAGUGUAUAAAAUGAAAAGCAUCAUCUUGGAAAGGUUGCACAAAAUGGAAAAGAAACAAGUGAGCAUUCACUCAAGUAUUUUUCAGUUCUUACAGUAUGCAGAUAGCAAACAAGUGUCCAUGAAAAUAUUUGGUGCGAAUAAAAUUAAUGCUUCCUAUGAGCUUGCACCUGAUUGUUUUGUAUUGGUAGGAUGUUCUCAUGAGGUUCUCCGGAAAGCGGAGGAACAGAUGAAGAAAGACUUGGAUCAGAAACAGAUUGCUUUGGAGGACCAAGGAAUCCUCAAGAAAAGGGAGUGGAAAGAACUUGUUAAAGAAUUACUGAAGAAGUACAAUUCUUCUGAAGCAGCUGUAAUAAUUAAUGACUGUCUUGAUUUAGGACAAGAUGGAAAAAUAACUGUAGUUGGCUACACAAAAAUUGUAUCAGAAGUUUAUCAUGCACUGUCUGAGUUUAUUGGAAGAAACACUCACAUGAUAAAAGAAAUCUCAGCCAGGUGUGUGGCUGUUGUGAAGUUUGUGGAGGAGGAAAAGAAGGAAGUUUGGCUCAACUUGAGGAAGAAAGGUGUGGAAAUUGAGUUUGGCCCACAAGAUAAACGUAAGAGCAUUAUGCUGAGUGGACCCAAAGCAGAGGUCCCUGCUGCGGCCGCUGAGGUUGAACAAUUGCUGUCUUUGGUGUAUUCUCUCAGUGUGGUGAUUGAUAAACCAGGAGCAAAAUCGUUUUUCAAAACCCGAGAACAUUCCUACACUAGUGAAGCCAAACAAACCUAUGGCUGUUUGAUAAGACUGCAGAAAGAUGAAGAAAUUGAGGGCUCUAAGGAAAAGAUAGGGCACCCCCGCUCUGAAAUAAAGUUAAAAGAUGGUGUUGUGAUAACAGUUAGUAAGGGUGAUUUGACCCAUUAUCCAGUUGAUGUUGUAGUGAAUGCAUCGAAUGAAGACCUGAAGCAUAUUGGGGGCCUUGCUGAAGCUUUGUUAAAAGCAGCAGGCGAUGACCUGCAAAGAGAAUGUGAUGAACAUGUGAAAAAGUUUGGACGUUUGAAGCCUGGCUAUGCAGUUAUCACAGAUGCUGGGAGGCUUCCAUGUAAACAGGUAAUUCACGCUGUUGGGCCAAGGUGGAAGGAUGAAGAAAGAGCCAAAUGUACACUACAGUUAAAGAAAGCUGUGAAGGAAAGUUUACGUCUGGCAGAAACAUAUAAUCAUCGCUCAAUAGCCAUCCCUGCCAUUAGCUCUGGAAUUUUUGGAUUCCCACUCAAAGAAUGUGCCCAUUCCAUUAUGACAGCUAUCAGAGAGAGCUUGGACGAAUCUAGUGAGAGUGGAUGUGUGAAGAAGAUCUGCCUUGUGGAUGUAUCAGAUAACACAAUUCUGGCUUUCACUGAUGCCAUGAACGAAGUGUUCAGAGAGAGAUUUCCCCAACCCAAAUCACUUCCUCCUCAAAAGGACAAGCAGCCCAAAGCCAUCAGAGAAGACCUUCCUGUGAUGUUUUCGGCAGAAGGCUUGAAACUCAUGCUUGUGAAAAAAGGCAUUGAAGAGGCUAUGACGGAUGUUGUUGUAGGCACCGUUGGCAGAGAUCUAAAGCUUGGUGUGGGUCCACUUUCCAAAGCUCUGCUGAAAAAGGCUGGUCCUGAGUUACAAGCUGAGUUUGACCAAGUGGUCCAGGAAGGACAACAGGCUCAGGCUGGCUGCGUGUUCCAAACCGGUGGAUACAAUCUGCCCUGUAAAUAUGUGCUGCAUGCUGUGGUUCCUUCAUGGAAUGCAGGGAAAGGAAAUGGAAUUAAGGUUCUUCAAGAUAUCAUGAAAGAAUGCCUGGAGAAAACUGAAACACUGUCUUUAAGUUCUGUCUCAUUCCCAGCAAUUGGGACUGGAGGGUUUGGCUUUCCUAAAUCAGAAGUUGCAAAAUUAAUGUUUGAGGAGGUGCUUCAGUUCAGUGGCAGGAAGAAUCGGAGGUCUCUUCAGGAAGUUCAUUUUCUUUUGAAUCCAAGUGAUGAAAAUAACAUAAAGGCAUUUUAUGAGGUGUUUGAAUCCAAGUUUGGGGAAAAUCCUAAGUUUGUGCCCCCAAAGGAUGGACAAAGUGCAGGUUUCUUUGGACCCAUUUCAACCCCAGUUUUGGGAAUUUAUGAAAUGCAGAUUGGAAACAUUAAAUUCCAGGUUGCCACGGGAGAUAUAACAAAGGAGAAUACAGAUGUUAUUGUAAAUAUAUCAAAUACAAAUUUUAAUGCCAAAUCAGGUGUCUCCAAAGCCAUUUUGGAAGGUGCUGGACCUCAAGUAGAAACAGAAUGUGCGUUACUUGCUUUGCAGCCUAACAAUGGAUUUAUAACCACUCAAGGUGGCAAUCUGAUCUGUAAGAACAUUAUUCACCUUAUCCCUCACUCUGACAUCAAAGCUCAGGUCUCCAAAGUGCUCCAGGAGUGUGAACUGAAGAAGUACACAUCUGUUGCCUUUCCUGCAAUUGGAACAGGCCAGGGUGGUAAGAGUGUAGAGAAUGCAGCUGAUGAAAUGAUUGGUGGAAUGGCUGACUUUCUAGGCAAGAAAUCACCUCAACACUUAAAAGCUAUUAAAAUAGUCAUUUUUCAGCCACAUAUGCAAGAUGCCUUUUAUGCCUGUAUGAAAAACAAAGAAGGUUCUGCAUUGCCCUCCUCAGAAUCCCUGUUUUCUAGAUUGAAAACAUAUAUUAUUGGUAAGAAACAGCCUGCCUCAAGGAAACGUGUGUUGGUUCUGGAAAAGAAAUCAGAGGUUGCAGUGUUUGAAAUUUGUGGAGAAUGCAAAAAAAACAUAGAAGACACUGAGGCCUGGUUAAAACAACUGAUCCUGCAAGAGCAAACAGAAAAGCAUAUCCCUGACAUGUUAAUUGAAAUGUUUAAUGAAGCAGAAAUAAAGCAACUGAAUGACCUGCAGAGAAGAUUACACAUUUCCAUUCAUCUGAAUAGAAAGCAGUCUCCUCCUUCCAUUAUAGUGUCUGGCAUCCCUCGAGAUGUCCUGGAGGCCUUCACGGAAAUUCAGAAACUGAUCCAAAGAAUGAAAGAUGAUCGGGAAAAGCACUCCAAGGCAAAACUUGCUCAACAUCUGGUUGAAUGGCAGUAUUCACCAAAAGGAGAUCUAUUCCUACCUUUUGAUUUGCUAGACAAUCUCCAUUUAGAAGAUGCUAAAAUUAAUAAUACUGAGUGGGUGAAGAUCAACAUUGAAGGAAAGAGCUGCAUGGCAGAUGUAAAGAACAUGACUGCUACAGACAACAAGGGGAAAAACAUAAGCAUUCGCCGCAUCGCAAAGGAGGAAGGUAAACUAUUUCUAGGACUUCCUAAAAAUUGGGAGGAUAUGAAUGGAGCCUUGGUGAAAAGUGUUUCAUUGCAGCUUUCAACAACAGAAUAUCAAGAUGUUGAAAAAAAAUUUCGGGCCACCUGUCAUACGCAGAAAAUAGAAAAGAUUGAAAGGAUUCAAAAUCCUUACCUUUGGCAAUCCUAUAAAGUCAAAAAGGAAGCGAUGGAUAAUAAGAACAGCCACAGAAACAAUGAAAAGCUUCUGUUCCAUGGGACUCCCAGUUCAACAGUAACCCCAAUUAACCAGACUGGAUUUAAUCGCAGCUAUGCUGGAAAGAAUGCUGCAAUGAUUGGAAAGGGCACCUAUUUUGCUGUGCAUGCCAACUAUUCUGCGAAUGAUACGUAUUCAACACCAGAUGCCAGUGGUAGAAAAUUUAUGUAUCUUGCUCGGGUCCUCACUGGAGAGUUCAGCACUGGGCGACAGAACUACGUUACUCCACCUUCGAAAAGUCUUGGUGGGGUUGACCUGUAUGACAGUGUAACUGACAAUUUGAGCAAUCCAUCCAUGUUUGUCAUAUUUCAUGAUGCUCAGGCUUAUCCGGAAUAUCUUAUUACUUUCAGAAACUGAGCUCCCUUUCACUAGAAGAGCUUCCUUACCCUUUCCUAGAAACUUUUGAAGUUGCAAUUGGAAUGCAAGUAUCUCCGUAAAAAUUAUUUUUAAUAGAAAAGUCCAAAUAAUUUUGACUGAGAUCCUACAGAAAUCUGGUAUGAGAUUUGAGGAAGGAGUUCCGUUGUGCCCAUUUUAGCUGUUAGCGUAAAGUUCUGCCAUGCUUCAGGGCAGUUUGCACAGGGUGGGGUAGUGUGCACUGCUAAUAUUCAUCAAUUGCACCAAGGGAGUGCAUAGGGAAACAGCUUGUCAUAUGUGCCCAGUGACAAGGAAAGGGUUAAAUACUUACACACACCCUGAAGAUCAGAGUUAGGUAUAAUACAUAGUUCUGCAUCCCUUGCUUGUGCUGUUUGUCUUACUUGGCUGAGAGAGGCUGAGGAAAUGUUAAAGCCAUCAUGUGCCUGCCAUUUGCAUCCAUUAGACUGUCAUGUCUGUUUCUGGCCAGUUAUCUUGUACUCUCUUUUUUCUUUCUUUUGGAGCAUAUUGGCAUAAUAGCCAUUUGUUUUUUGUGAGGCACUUUUUAAUGAGAAAAAGUAUUAUCUUUCUGGAGGAACUUCAGCGCUGAGGCCUUGUUCUUAAAAUAUACCAGUUUUCAAAAGUGAAACCUUGCUACGUUUCCUCCUGCAUCUCUCUCAGGACUUACGAAGCAGUGGGAAGCUUGUGGGGGUGGAGGGAAGUGCCCACCAUUCAACAGCAACAGUUCAGUUGACCAGAGAAAGACACAAAAGCAGGCUUAGCUGAAUAACAGCAGUUGUAGAGAAAUCAGUAGGUGAAGUAAAUAAAGAUGGGUAUCCAUGUUAAUCUGUAGCAGUAGAAAAGGAGUCCAGUGGCACCUUAAAGACUAACAAAUUUUUGGCAGGGUAUAUGAUUUUGUGGGCCGCAGCUCACUUCUUGUGGCUCUUGAAAGCUCAUGAUCUGCUGCAAAUGUUGUUAGUCUUUAAGGUACUACUAGAUUCUGGUUCUUUUCUGCUCGAGUAGGUGAAGCAUUUCUGAGGGCUGAAAUAAAUAUUAACUGCCUAAGAGCCGAAAUAAAUAUUAACUGUCUGUUGAGAAGUAGGUGUUUUAGAAAGCCGAGCUUUUUAAGGGGGAAAUUAGUAAGAACAUGCAUUUGUGCUCAGGUCUCUAAAACCUCAAGAGGCGCAGCUCUGCUCUGCUCUCUAAGGAUUUUGAAAAUCCCAAGAAUGCUGAAGGGGACUGCAGCAAAACACACAGGGGAAGUGUGGGCUAGCUUUUCUCCAUGCACUGCUUUUCUCCAUUGAUUUAUUUUUUUUUUUUGCUCCUGUUUCUUGCAAUUGCUUCUGGACAUAAGUUUGUCAGGGAGGUCGGUUGGAGAAAAGUAGCCAUCAGUUCAUUCUGCCAUCUUGUGUGUAAAGAAAGAAAUAUCAAGUCUUUGAUCUUCAAAUGUUCUCAGAGCUCUCAGAGUUUAAGUGAUGUUCUUUCCUUGACAGUUCAUCAUAAUGCCAUUUAACUGACAUUUCCCCCAUUUCUUAUGUGACAUUGCCAUGUUUCAAAUACCUGACAAAAUCAAUAAAUUCUUUCAAUGA